Ictalurus punctatus (channel catfish) is the source of this 5961-nucleotide messenger RNA. RefSeq names its product syntaxin binding protein 6 (amisyn) (gene stxbp6). The transcript is spliced from 9 exons. Gene Ontology annotation, cellular component: plasma membrane; exocyst. Gene Ontology annotation, molecular function: phosphatidylinositol-4,5-bisphosphate binding. Bases 470 to 1204 code for a protein of 244 amino acids. Lineage: Eukaryota; Metazoa; Chordata; Actinopteri; Siluriformes; Ictaluridae. The record is from RefSeq and is a predicted model, not a curated record. Gene Ontology annotation, biological process: Golgi to plasma membrane transport; exocytosis.
GCGGGUCACGUGACUAACGUUUCCGCGAAGCCCGCGUGCAGCUUUUCUCCAGCGGGACGGUAGCAGCCUCACAGCGCGCGCGCUUGCUCGCUCGCUGAACUCAACAAACACAGACCCAGACACACCACAUAGGCACAGACACACCGAGAGUCAGCGGGGAGCUCGGCGGCGGAAAAGUCACGUUAAAGACCAGCAGAACCGAAAUGCGAGUCUCUAAUUCGACGAGAUAACAGCGUCCUGACUUUUGGAAGUCGGUGGACUCAUCCUGAGCGCGAGCCUGAGUGAAAAGCCUGGAACUGCACGCUACGAUCACUGCAUGACCUCCAGAAAAUCUCACUCCCCCCUAAUGCCAGGAAUGCCUGCUGUGAGGAUGGAUAUGAUGGAUAUGCUUAACUGAAGAACAGAUGAAUGAAUGAGGGGUGAAGAGCUCGGAACCGUAUUUCUAAGAUAGUAACUGAAUUUGGCAACAAUGAGUGCCAAGUCAGCCAUCAACAAAGAGAUCUUUAUCCCACACAACGAGAGGAUGUUGGCAGCCGUGCAGGUGAAGAGGAGGACGAAGAAGAAGAUUCCCUUCCUGGCUACAGGUGGUCAGGGCGACUACAUGACUUUCAUCUGCCUAUCAGUGACCAAUAAGAAGCCAACCGAGAUCUCUAUUACAAAAGUGAAGCAGUUUGAGGGCUCUUCCUCAUUUGUCAGAAGAUCCCAGUGGAGUCUUAACCAGUUGCAGCAGGUGAACGGCAUUGACCCUAACAGGGAUUGUCCUGAGUUUGACCUGACAUUUGAGAACGCGUUUGACCAGUGGGUAGCCGGCUCAGCUGGGGACAAGUGCAUGUUUGUGCAGGUCCUACACAACACGUGCCAGCGCUACAGUGCAGAAAGAAAACCAGAGUUUGUCAACUGCCAAUCCAAACUGCUGGGAGCAGAAGAGCAAUCAGUAAAUUCAGUCAUUUACCGUUGCAAGAUCUUUUUGAACAGAAUGAGGAAGACAGUUAUGUCGGACCCAGGUGUCCUACUUCAAGCAGGUAACAGCAUCCUGCACUCUGCAGCCGACAGUGUGAGUAGCGCGGUUCUGAAGGCCAGUCAGGCACUGAACGAGCGUGGAGAGAGACUGGGCCGUGUGGAGGAGAAAACUGGAGACAUGAUGAACAGUGCUCAUCAGUUUGCUGAUACUGCACAUAAGUUGGCCAUGAAGCACAAAUGUUAAACUGUGCCAAAUCACAGAGUGUUCUGCCAACGAUGCCCGGGUGGACGAAUUUGAGAUAUUAUUCUUUAAACAAAAAAUAUUUAACACUAGUAUUAUGACUUAAUGCUGUUUUUUUUUUUUUUGUUGUUUUUUUUUUUGGCUUUUUAAAAUUUAUUAUUAUUAUUAUUAUUAUUAUUAUUAUUAUUAUUAUUAUUAUUAUUAUUAUUUUUACACCUUCCUGGUGUUUCCCUAAGAGGAGUUCAAGCUGGGGUAAAAGAUGUCUGGCCCAAUGACUGUGCGUGACGAAAAAGCAGUUAGGGCGUUUUAUGUUUUCAGGAGCCUGGUUCCUUUCACAAAGGGGAACGGGUGCAGAGAUUACUGGGGUCCUGGAUGCAGGAUUAUUUUACUGAAGGCAACAGGGCACUGUGUUACAUUUAGGGCCAAUUAAACUGGAUGUACCGAAGACAAACCAUUUAUUAGCAGUUGCCUAAGGGUAUGACUUAUUUAUCUCUGAACCCACAUUGCAUUUCAUAUCAUGAGUGAGUGCUAGGUAGUCUGAAGAGGGCUGAAAGUUGCUUAAUAACCAUUUCCUUAGCCAAACAUUUUUAAUAUAUGCUGUGAUAAAGAAACAAUAGCAGAAUCAGUUGUUUGCAUUUUUCAUGAUACGAAAUGUUCGUAUUUUUGGCCAGAGAUUUCAUAUAUUUCGACCAUGAAAAUAGAAAAUAAACUAAUAGAAUUUGAAGUUUGCUAUCAAGUUGAAUUAAAUGCUUAGCAAUGUAUGUCGAUGUAUAUCUAAACUUAUUUUUAAAUGGAAUCUCAAAUCAAAAGCAGUGCUCUGUAUGGCUUUUGUGUUGGUUUAGACAAUGUUAUUCACAUAUAAAUAGACAGCAUUUAAGUUCAAUAGGUUUGAAUUGAGCACUAUGUCAAAAGUGCAAUACGUACAAGUUCCAGUUUAAGCUUUUAUGCAGGGGAAUUUAUUAUUAAAUACAAAUGGUAGGUAAGAAAUGUUCACCUUUUGAGAUGAUUUCCAUGUGAGGGGAAAAAUGCUUAAACUUCACACCACAGUUGCCAUUGAGGAUCAUUUCCUUUACAACAGUUGUAACGUAUUAAGUGGACACAGUACCAGUUAGUUUAGUUCGGCAGUACAUUCUUACAUACUAAUCAUGGUGCACUGCCACUACCAAUGAGCUUUUAAUGGUGUAAGUGACUUUCUGUAUUCUGUAACCGUAUGCGAUGUCACAUGAUUUGCUUGUAUGAGUCGACGGAGGUUAACAUUUGAUUAUUUCAUGCUCAAGCUACAUAAUUACAAGUUGAUCUUUGUGUAAAACAAAUGAGAUAUUUUUAAGAAUUUGUAUAACAUGUUUGUGAACCGAAGUGCACCUCAAACUGUUUUAUUGGUAGCAAUAUUUUGUGGCUUUCAAUUAGUACUUAGUAACUGUAGCUGUUUACAUAAUAGCGGAUUUCAUUACAGGCAGCAGCUUACUGAGUCUGAGGUGCUUGCUUUACUCGUGUGGGGUUUUUUUCUUUUCAGUUCAGCAUGCAGUUAUGAUGCACUGAAAUCUUUAUCAUCAUCCAGCAACAGAACUCUCUUAAACAACACAGUGGUCAUUUUUUUUAAUGAAAAUGUAAACCGUUUUGAAUGCACAUGUAAUAUUAACUGGCCGUCAUUUCCAACUGCAUGAUUAUUCAUGUUUUCUUAAAUAUUAUCAAUGUUUUUACACAAUUCAUUUCCAGACACACACGUUUACAGAUUCAUACUGCAUACUUUUGAGUUGACCAUGCUAGCAGUACUUUAGUUUUUAAACCCUGUGAAUGUAUAGUUUAUUGUUCUGAUUUGCAUUAUUAUUGAAAAAUAUAAAGGGCGGUAGAUUUGAGAGUAAUAUUACAUACACAUGUUGAUUUUAAUGGUCCGGUACAGCAGAGUUCUCUGGUCCCAGCGUUGGAGGAUGAAAAUUGUGAAGACACUCAGCCCUGGGUUUAAUUUUUAACUGUGGAUAAAUGUUUAAAGGCUCUAUGUAGAAACUAAAAUUGCACAAUCUAAGUCAAAUUUUGAGUGUCAAACACCUUCAUAGGUGAAAUAAAGGGAGAUAAUUUAUUAAAUCAUACGUUUGCGCUACAUUCCUUGAGUUCUGAGAGUAAAGAAGGUGAAAAGGACAGACAUGUUAUGUUCGAUAUCUUGCACAACCUGUACAUUUAGUCCCAAUAAUAGUGCCUUUGUCAAAUAUAUUUUUAAUUUCUUUUAUGAAUUUAAUCAUGCUUGUUUUUCCUUAGCAUAUGCUUUAUGUGUAAAGUUUUAUGAAUGUAAUGUGUAUUCAAUAAUUUACCCCAAAGUGAUAAUCUCAUUAAUACCAAUUAAAAUCUCAGUAUUGUUUUUAUAUGGAGUUUUAAAAAUAUCUAAAUCAAAUUCCUAGUGAAUGUGAUGCAGUGUAUAAGUUCACAUGAUGUGUCAUAACUGUAAAGACUCUGGUUUCUCAUUUAUUUUAUUAAGUUCACUCCAAGUAUCUCUCCAAAUAAACAACUGACAUUCCUGGUUUGUCACUUCUCCCACAAAAUGUCAUUCCUCCAUGUAAUGUACUUUAUAUAACAGAAAGAGUUUGAAAGUUUGAAGCAAUCAGGGAUUCAUGCAUAAUUUAGUUUUUUCUUUCUAUUUGUAUUAUUUUUUUUUUUUUUAUUAAUUUGCAGUGUCUCUUAACGUAAGCCAAACAUCUGUAUGUCUGUGUCCCCCACCAUCUGUUUACAGUUUGUGUUGUGGUGUUUGUGUUGUCACGUUAAUCUCCAUGUCUCUGUGUUCUUGUUAAGGGCUUCAAUUAUAUUAUUAUGGGGAGUUUCUUUUACAUUUUGAAGAACUGUUGCUUCAUGUGAGUAUCCCAGAACCAGGGGCGUAACCUGGCCCGGGCAUUCGGGGCUUCAGCCCCAAAGAUUUUUUCUUUAGCCCAGAAUAAUACUCCAGUUAGAGCGGUUUGUCACUAUGUAACCGAACUUCAAAGAAGAUGGCAGGGUUGUGAUUUUGUAUCUUCAGUGAACAGAGUAUUGUAUUUUAUCUUCAGUGAAUAGAGGUGAGACCAAUCGGACAGGGUUUACAGGAAAAUACGUGGAAAUACUCGUGUCUUAUUGGCUGACCGCACUCAAUUCUGUCAAAUGCUAGCUCACACAGUCAGGUAGGGGGGAAAUGGAUAUUUGCCAAUUACUUUUUUUUUAAAUUAUUAUUUUAAUCAGUAAAGGGGUUGAAACUGAAACAGUAGCAUCCUCUGAUGCUGAGCGGGAAAACAAGGUUGUCAAUGUCUGUACGAGUUCCAAGUUACGUGAACAUGAUAUGAGCAGAGCAUAAGGACAGAUAAUGUACUUUGCAUGGCACUGUAGCAGCUAAAUAGUGACGCGUCGUUGGGAACGAGUCGGUUCUAUGAGCCGGGGUGUUUUGUUUUGUAAAUUAAUACAAGAUAGAAUAAUAGGAUGAUCUUUUGCCACACCGCUUGGCCACGCGCACUCCGUGCACUGACUGAAUGUAAUUACGUGUAUUCUAACAACAUGAAGGCACAAUGUAGAAUUUGUACGGUAAAAAUAUAUGGAGCAGGGUCUACUGACAGCCUUCACGGCCGUAUUAGAAUUCCACAUCCAACAGUGCAAUAGAUACAACUUUUUGGGCAAUUUUCACGUUUUUAAGGUAAUUAGCCCUCACAUGCAAGAAAAAAUAAUGCAUGCAAACAGUCUAUUUAGAAGCAUGUUUUUAAAAGUUUUUUAAUGGACAACAAUCUGGACUCAUCCCCGUAUGAUUAACAGUCCGGAUAACGCCCCUGUACAGAACCCAGUUCUACCAAAUCUGUUAUUAUAUGAUGAUGUACUCAGUUGCAGCCUUAAUACUUUCGGUUUUGCUUUAAUCCUGCAGAACUGCACAAACUGCGUAAAACUUUGUGAAUAGUUUUCAUCUAAAUGUAUAGUAUUUUCAUUCUAUCCUUGCACUUUUCUUUUAACUGGUUUCCAUUCCAUUAAUUUUAUUCCAACUUAAGAUUGUUUCUGUGUCUAGCUUUAAAUGUCCCAGUGAAUAGCACCUGUCAUAAGAGCUGGUUCAAAAUGUAAUGGUUACAAAAUAAAUGAUGCUAAUAAUAAACUGAGCUGUGCAUUAUUCAGUUUUGUGGAUCCAUACCAUUUAUUUUCUACAGAGUACGAAUGUUGUGUCAAGUAUGUGACUCUGAAAGAAUGUGAUUCUCACCGCAAAGUUUUGCCUAAGACUGUCACUGUCAAAAUAAUAAGUCCUAUAGGUACCAUUGGAACUAAAAACUGACUUUUUUAACUGAAUGACUGUGGGCAAAGUUUAAUCUCAGAUUUUGAUAAUAACAAAUUUAACUUUUAUUUUGGGCAAAUGUGCAUUUAAUGCAAUGCUGUGGUUUUAGAAAAUUAUUUAUGAUUUAAAAGUGAUUUUUCACAGUAAAAAAAAAAAAAAAUUGAAAGUAUCUAAAUGUCCAUUAAUGUCACACUCUGCUGUUUGAUUCCUAGCAGGAGUAAUAUACAGCGGUGGCAAUAUUUAGUCUGAGUGCCAGGGUGUGCUCUGUGGAUGUCUUACUGAUGAUAAAUUAUCUCACUAACACUGUUGUGCUUUUUAUUUCAUAUCAAUGUAUUUUUCAAUAGAUUCAUUGCUUUAUACUGCACUGAAAUGAACUUCUUCCCUUUUGUUCAUGCUUUCAUAAGGGUAAUCUUAUAAAUUGUUUCGUUUUAGUAUUUAGUUUACGGAUAUUUUGUAGUUGGUUUUCUGUUGAAUAUCAAAUAAAAACCAUCAAACAUUG